Messenger RNA from Cottoperca gobio, 726 nucleotides. RefSeq lists its product as uncharacterized. Bases 1 to 726 code for a protein of 241 amino acids. NCBI's taxonomy places the organism in Eukaryota, Metazoa, Chordata, Actinopteri, Perciformes, Bovichtidae. The record is from RefSeq and is a predicted model, not a curated record. The transcript has 4 exons.
AUGGAGGCCAAACUGGAUUCUACAGCUAUGAAUGAAAAGAAGUGUGACGGAAGUGACGACAAACCAAAGAUUCACGACUUACUAACCAUCGCUUCAAAGUUGCCCAUCACACCUGACAACUCUAUAGCAGGUCGGACAGGUAUGUUAUCAGGAUCUUUGUCAGAAGUUCCCGCUUUUUCAGAGCAGAUCUCCUCCGAGGACACGGAAUCAUCUUCAACUGACGUCUCUGUGAAUGUAUUCCCAAAAGUAAAAGGUGCAAAGACCAGAGCAGUAUCCAUCUGUAGCUCUGUGGAGCAGCCAAAGCCUCUGUGCGCCCUGCUGCCAUCCUCCAUGGAGGCCUGCACCGUCUAUGAAGUACGUCAGUCAUUCACAUCCAUCAGCAGGAGCCAAGAAAGCCUCAAAACCCCUACGACAGUCCACACUGAGCCAGACGACGACAACCUUUGUGCUGCGAUCCUUUUGUCCUGCCUCUUCUGUCACCCGCUGGACUGUUUGCUGGCCGUGAUGAGAGGGUGCAACGCGUGCCUUUGGUCGCUGUGCUCAUCCCUGUGCGGGUGCGAGCCCAGCACCCUGCAGCCCCUCCUGGACGUCACCCACAGCUGCGACCUCUGCGGGUGUCUUUGUGUUCGCUGCUUCCUGUGCGACUGUGCCGCCUACGACAUCUGCCUCCAGGCCACAGAGUGCCUGGACCUCGCUAUGGAGAUCUCUCAAAUGCUUUACCACUAA